AUGUCCGAGGAGGUGUUCCAAUUGCAGGAAGCCUUACGGACGAACCAGCUGCAGAUCAAGAAUGCCUUGCAAAGAAGGCGGCACAGUAAGAAGCGCGAAGCUUCUGGUGGCUUGGGCCCUGCUGGACAGAAAGCAACCAUAGCUGUAUACCUGCUGAGCGACCAGAAUCUGGAACUCAGCGUGCGUAUGUUGCAGCACUGGGCUGCAGCUGCGUCGCCAAGCUCCAUGGACCCUGGUCGCAUCGUGGAGGACUUGGUCUUGCAAACACCAAUGGAAACAUUGAGGCAAACCUUUGCACCUGAGACGCAAGAGUGGCGACUGGCAGUGGCCCGGGCUAAGAAGUUUCUAGCUGAAGCUACCGCUCGUGACUGGGUAGCGCAACUGAAUGUUGGUCAUGGCGUGGCACCUUCGGCUACUGAAGUAUAUUGGCAGUAUGAAUCGGUUCUGAAAGGCACUGACCCUGAAGCACGCCUGCCUGCCGCACGAAUGGUGCGCAAGUGGGUUUGUUGCUGGCGUGGCCGCUGGGGCGUUCGCCGCGGCGCCAUCCGACCAAAGUUGCACAUUGAAACGCCCUUGCUACAAGCAAAGGCUCUAGGGAUAGUGGAAGCCUUUUGGCGGCAAGUCUGCUACAUCAGGCGGAAGUUUGCCACUAAAAAGCUGGUGUUUCUCAACUUAGACGAGACAUCCAUUGGCUACAGCUUGAUGCCGCAAGCGGGCUGUGUCACUGCGGAGCAUGGGCGCCAAGUGCCUUUUACUGCGAAGGUGAAGAAGGAGAAUCACAGAGGAUGUUUUACUUAUGUUGCUAUUAUUUGCACAUGUAUAAGCCUACAAGGAAAGUUACCGCACUACUUGCUUGGCAGCCGUGCACGGUUGACAAAGGCUGUGAUGCGCGGCCAAGCCGCAUUGCCGCAGACAAACCUGAAAGUGCUAGCACAGCAAUCGGCGUGGAACUCUUCUCCUUGCAUGGUGCAGAUUCUGGAAGAAGUUGCAGCUGUCAUCAAAAGUGUGUGCAGCGCAGGGACCCAAGGGGUCUUGCUGUUAGAUUGUGCGCCAUGUCAUUUGACGCCAAGUGUCCUGAAGGCAGCUGCAGUGUCUGGCCUACAACUCGCGUUCGUGCCAGCCAGUGCCACGCAUGUGGCUCAACCCUUGGACAUGGCAGCAUUCAGUGGCUUCAAGAAAUGGCUUCAAAAAGAGCAUCGCUCUCUGCGCAGCACUUCUCCUGAUGGCUAUGGCAGCACUGAAGCCGUGCAAGCUUUGAAAGAAGAACGGAAGGUGCUGAAGCUACAGCUGAAAAGGGCCACGGCUUCAAUCAAACAGCAGGAACGGCGGCUGCGAGCUCUCCGUGCCAACAAGGCUGGCGCGCUGACAGUGGCUGAUUUGCAAUACUUGCUGGCUCGAAAGCUGCGCGAGUGUGGUGUCGGCUCUGUUGGAGGGGCCAAGUCUUCCCUGAAGGGGUUGGGUGGCCUUGCUGGAUGCCAACGUGGGCAAAAGAAAAAGUUGCCAGACUGCCUGGUGCACACCUGCGUGAAUCUUGGAGUUCAUGAUGUGACCGGUACGCUCUUGGGCGCUUGUCGCGAGGUGUUCCAAUUGCAGGAAGCCUUACGGACGAACCAGCUGCAGAUCAAGAAUGCCUUGCAAAGAAGGCGGCACAGUAAGAAGCGCGAAGCUUCUGGUGGCUUGGGCCCUGCUGGACAGAAAGACUUGGUCUUGCAAACACCAAUGGAAACAUUGAGGCAAACCUUUGCACCUGAGACGCAAGAGUGGCGACUGGCAGUGGCCCGGGCUAAGAAGUUUCUAGCUGAAGCUACCGCUCGUGACUGGGUAGCGCAACUGAAUGUUGGUCAUGGCGUGGCACCUUCGGCUACUGAAGUAUAUUGGCAGUAUGAAUCGGUUCUGAAAGGCACUGACCCUGAAGCACGCCUGCCUGCCGCACGAAUGGUGCGCAAGUGGGUUUGUUGCUGGCGUGGCCGCUGGGGCGUUCGCCGCGGCGCCAUCCGACCAAAGUUGCACAUUGAAACGCCCUUGCUACAAGCAAAGGUGGAAGCCUUUUGGCGGCAAGUCUGCUACAUCAGGCGGAAGUUUGCCACUAAAAAGCUGGUGUUUCUCAACUUAGACGAGACAUCCAUUGGCUACAGCUUGAUGCCGCAAGCGGGCUGUGUCACUGCGGAGCAUGGGCGCCAAGUGCCUUUUACUGCGAAGGUGAAGAAGGAGAAUCACAGAGGAUGUUUCACUUAUGUUGCUAUUAUUUGCACAUGUACAAGCCUACAAGGAAAGUUACCGCACUACUUGCUUGGCAGCCGUGCACGGUUGACAAAGGCUGUGAUGCGCGGCCAAGCCGCAUUGCCGCAGACAAACCUGAAAGUGCUAGCACAGCAAUCGGCGUGGAACUCUUCUCCUUGCAUGGUGCAGAUUCUGGAAGAAGUUGCAGCUGUCAUCAAAAGUGUGUGCAGCGCAGGGACCCAAGGGGUCUUGCUGUUAGAUUGUGCGCCAUGUCAUUUGACGCCAAGUGUCCUGAAGGCAGCUGCAGUGUCUGGCCUACAACUCGCGUUCGUGCCAGCCAGUGCCACGCAUGUGGCUCAACCCUUGGACAUGGCAGCAUUCAGUGGCUUCAAGAAAUGGCUUCAAAAAGAGCAUCGCUCUCUGCGCAGCACUUCUCCUGAUGGCUUUAAUUAA
This is a messenger RNA of Cladocopium goreaui, 2673 nucleotides long. Lineage: Eukaryota; Dinophyceae; Suessiales; Symbiodiniaceae. The record is from the annotation of a GenBank genome assembly.